AUGGAGGAUGAUGACGAUGAUAGCAAUGAUCUAAAUAAUAAUUGUCGCAAUAAUAGAAAGUCUCCUGUUUCUAGCAAAGGUGGACGUGAAGGCGAGGAUGACGAGGAAGAAGAGGAGAUUUUUGUUGAUGUUGAAGACGUCAAUUCCUCUUCUGCUAUCGAGAUUUCUCUUAAACGAGAGACUCUGCGACCUAAUGCACCUUGCAGUUCUCCAAAGCAUUCGUCCACAGCAUCUAAUUUUGUAACGGGGACAGGAGGAACGACACUGGCAGUUUCCAUGUCAUCAGGCUCGCAUUCUACCAGUCCUAUAUCCCUUAUCAAUUCUGCCUCGUCCACCCCUGGGGGAGCAAUGCCUGGAAAGCUACCACCUCCACAUCCACCAAGUUUGAAUCCAGGUCCUGACGACAUACCUAUAGAUACACUUUGUCGCCACCCUGACAGCGCGCGUUCUCGCAUACUUGGAUCAAAUUUCGAUUCAGCUCUAUCUUCGUCAACAACCGCUCUCGGAACUUCCAGUGCCUCUAGCAUUGUUUCAGCUGCCUCAUCUGUCGGUGUGUCUGAUGGAUGGCAAGCUACUUUGCCCUCAGACUGGAUUAGUGUUGUAGCUGGCGAUAUGGCUUCUAUGUCUUCAGCAACAACUCGAUUUGGUGUCGAGCUUGCUGGAGCUACUUCAGAUGGACGCGCCCCAAUUCGGCCCAAGCCUCCUACAUCAGGGUCUGGUUUGACUCGUUUCAGUGAUGCUUAUAUUCUCGGAAUGCCGGCGAAGCGCAGGAAGGUAAUGAUCGAACAUCGACUUUCACUUGUGCAAACCCCUGAACGCAUUUUCGCUGACUGCCUUACGAGUGCUAUCCAACAGCAUUCAGAACCAGGUUUUGCAGAUCGGCGCGGAUUUUCUGAUUCUCUCACAAAUGGAACUAGUCCCAAUAAUGGACUUUUGCCUACCAUCACCGUUGCGACUGGCGCUGGCCACCUGUCUUCAUUGCCUAGUGCCGACACUGAAUUAACUGCAGCUCUUGGUCAUUUUGUAUCAGACCAGUUAGCUGCCCGAUUGUCAAGGGAUCCUGACUUCGUUCCUGCCCAAUUUCCGACCGCUGAUGCGUUCUUUUUGAAACGUCAAAACCAGACUCGUCAACAUGAUCAAACACAACAGCAACAGUCUAUAAUUGCAUCUUCUUCUGCCUCCGAAAUGUCCGCAACACCUUACGUUAUUUCGACUCCUGACCGCCCUUCUGGGCCAUACGAAUCUUCGUCCAGACUCGUUUAG
Messenger RNA from Protopolystoma xenopodis, 1263 nucleotides. Lineage: Eukaryota; Metazoa; Platyhelminthes; Monogenea; Polystomatidea; Polystomatidae. The record is from the annotation of a GenBank genome assembly.